Molecule: messenger RNA, 2792 nt
Organism: Nanorana parkeri
Lineage: Eukaryota; Metazoa; Chordata; Amphibia; Anura; Dicroglossidae
Gene: CFI
Product: complement factor I
Exons: 18
Coding region: 244-2658 (804 amino acids)
Biological process (GO): proteolysis
Cellular component (GO): membrane
Molecular function (GO): protein binding; serine-type endopeptidase activity
Source: RefSeq, a predicted model, not a curated record
ACACUACUGUCUUUGUACCAGCCUAUUGUUAACUGGAUUAGCAUUAGAAUCACCAUGGCUGAAUUGGCAUUGUACAACUAUUGAGUUCAGAUUCCAGGUUGCAUAUGCACAGCAAUUGUACAAACAAACCUUUUUAAACUUGUUGGAUUAGUAGUUAAAGAUUGAUAGCCGAUUCUGCCUAAAUUCUCUAGAAAUUGAGGCUUUGUGUUGAAAAGUGUUCAGAACCUUGGAGGAGUCAUCACCAUGAAGACGUCAAGCUUAGUAUGGUUUCUUCUAAGCCUAUGCUGUGUCUGUAUUGCAACGGAUACAUAUACACAGAAAGAAUGUUGGGCUGAAAAGCACACCUCUGACUCUUGCCAAAAAGUGUUCUGUGAACCUUGGAAGAGGUGUGUGGCUGGCAGCUGUGUCUGUAAGCCACCUUACCAGUGUCCUAAGAAUACAACCAUGGUGGGUGCAUGCACAGAAUCACAGAGGUCCUUCCUCACUUACUGUCAGUUAAAGAGUGCUGAAUGUACUAAUUCUGCUUAUAAAUUCUCAUCUAAUUCUCCAUGUAAAGGGAAAUUUACAUUAUCUGUGAAGGAACAAAGCGGCAAAAUUGUCAACAAUAAUGGCAUUGUGAUAAUAACAUUACCCGGUGACACCAAGGAACACCAUGUGUGUCCACAAAAAUGGACAGUCACAGAAGCCAACGUAGCCUGCAGACAACUUGGAUUUCCCCAAGGUGCAUUGACAAAACCACUUCAGUCCAAUCUAACUGGCGGACAACAAGAACAACAAUCUGAAUGUCUUCAUGUAACCUGCAGAGGGACUGAGACCUCCAUGGCUGAAUGUGUAUUGAAGAAAGACAAAGUCAAAGGAAACCUGUGGGCUGCGGUCAACUGUUAUAAAGAUACAAGAAGCUGUACUGAUAAUGAAUUCCCGUGUGUGAAUGGGAAAUGUAUUCCUUUAAAUACCACCUGUGAUGGGGAUAAUGAUUGUGGAGAUCUGAGUGAUGAACUGUGCUGUUCAAAAUGCCGUAAAGACAGUUUUCACUGUUCAUCAGACAUCUGUAUUCCAAAGCAUUACAAGUGCAACGGUUAUAAAGACUGCCUCAAAGGAGAGGAUGAACUCAGUUGUGAAGGUAUAAAAAACACGAACGUGUAUAUUUGUGGGCGCCUGGAUCUGGAGGCAGUGUUCCAGGAGCUGUGUUACAGGUUGGCGGUGCCGUAUCUAGACCUCCUAGCGUCCAGGUUUAACAAAAAAACGGAGAGGAUAAAGAUGGAUGCCAUUCCUGUGAUCCUCAUAACUCUGGAUAGGCCCAGGAAUCAGCCUCUUGAAUCUAUCAGAGAUAUUUCCUCUUACUGCAAGAUGCUCCCCAAGAAACUAGCACGGGUUUAUGCAUGCGUGCACAUGGUACCACACCGCCCUGUUUACGGGAUUAUGGGCAAACAUGCAUGUGGUAUGUGGAUGCUAGUGUUCAUUCGUGCAGACAUGUGCGCACUGGAAAUUCUGUGUAAAGACUCUUUGUCAUCCAUGAUGGUCCCCAUAAAGAAGAACCAGCUGCUCUCUCCAGCAUUUCUAGGUGGCUUAAACAGAUCAUCAUCCAAGUUUAUUUAUGGUCUCAAGGACUGGGUUCCAUCCUUGCCUGUCAGUUGCUCCCUAAGUUUCCACGCUGGCUGGGGACCACGGCAGCCUUCAUGUUUACAGUACCAGCUGCACAUCUCCUCCUCCUUCCUGGAUAACCACACCACCCGCCUGCAGGACCACCAAGAACCUGAGGCAGUAGUGGAAAAUGCUGGCAAUAAUGACAAGAACGAUGAUGAUGAGCUGGUUAACGCAGUAAAUUUUGACAUUGAAGCAGAGAGAAAGCUUAUAAAAGAAAGUAUUAAGGGCCUGUCUUGUGGGGUGUCUAUAAAACAAUCUGAAAACAGGAGAACCAAAAGAAUCAUUGGAGGGCAAAAAGCAAGUCAGAAUCAGUUUCCCUGGCAAGUGGCAAUUAAAGAUGGAGCCAAAGUUAACUGUGGUGGAAUUUACAUUGGGGGCUGCUGGGUGUUGACAGCUGCCCACUGUGUCAGGGCAGACCAGCCACAGAAGUAUCGCGUAAUCAUUGAGCUCCUGGAUCGUCUGUCUGUGUCUCAGAAUGUUGAUUCAUUCCCUGUGAAAGCUGUGAAAGUACAUGAGAAAUACAACUCUGCCACCUAUGAAAAUGAUAUUGCUUUGCUGGAAGUUGUGAACAUAUACAAUGAGCCAGCUUGUAUGCAAGUGGACAACAAUCUAGUGCCUGCAUGUGUUCCUUGGUCCACUCAUCUGUUCAAGGCCGGAGAAACGUGUGUGGUUUCAGGAUGGGGCAGAGAAGAAGGUUUUACUAAGGUAUUUCAUCUAAAGUGGGGACAUAUUAGGCUGAUGAAUAACUGUACUACAGUCUACCAAGGUCGAUUUCUUGAUGGAAUGGAGUGUGCAGGGACAUAUGAUGGAUCCAUAGAUGCCUGCAAAGGUGACUCAGGAGGGCCCCUAGUUUGCUUUGAUGCUCAUAAUGCGGCCUACGUUUGGGGAGUUGUGAGCUGGGGUGAGAACUGUGGAGUGGCUGGUUUCCCUGGAGUGUACACAAAAGUUGCAAGCUAUUUCGAAUGGAUAUCCCGACAUGUUGGAAGAGCUCUCAUAUCUAAAUAUAAUGUUUGAAAUGUCCAAACUUUACAAUGUGGAGAUUGCUUAUUCACAGAAUAUCAACAUUUGGAAAAUAUAUUAUGCCUUUUUAACGAUUACUUCAUGAUUUGUAACUUUUCCUGUUGCACAAUAAAUCUGUCCUAUUUCCU